Cervus elaphus (red deer) is the source of this 1308-nucleotide messenger RNA. It is a transcript of the gene ARL14EP, whose product is annotated as ADP ribosylation factor like GTPase 14 effector protein. Bases 223 to 1005 code for a protein of 260 amino acids. Gene Ontology annotation, cellular component: intracellular membrane-bounded organelle. The record is from RefSeq and is a predicted model, not a curated record. The transcript is spliced from 4 exons. Lineage: Eukaryota; Metazoa; Chordata; Mammalia; Artiodactyla; Cervidae.
UUUCGGGCCUCUCUUUAUGGUAGCGCUGAGCCUCUCUAGCCUCGCUUGCCGUUCUCUCGGUGGUAAACUCCAGGAAGCGCUGAAAAGCGCGUACCCAGGCCGCGCUCUGAGGCGGCGGGUGUGGUGCGCACUCGGUUGUUGGGGAGUUCAAGCUAAAGGGUGAUCUGCUAGAGAGUGUUCUCUAGGCAAAAAUCAGAAAGAGGAAACUCACUAGAAUCAAGCAUGAUGGAUCCAUGUUCAGUUGGAGUCCAGCUCCGUACCACAAAUGAGUGCCAUAAAACCUAUUAUACUCGUCAUACAGGUUUCAAGACUUUGCAAGAAUUGUCAUCAAAUGACAUGCUUCUACUUCAACUGAGAACUGGAAUGACACUUUCUGGGAACAAUACAAUUUGCUUCCAUCAUGCAAAAAUUUACAUCGACAGAUUUGAGGAUUUGCAGAAGUCAUGUUGUGACCCAUUUAACAUACACAAAAAGCUAGCCAAAAAAAAUUUACAUGUAAUUGAUUUAGAUGAUGCCACUUUUCUGAGUGCAAAAUUUGGAAGACAACUUGUACCUGGUUGGAAGCUUUGUCCAAAAUGUACACAGAUAAUCAAUGGAAGUGUGGAUGUUGAUUCUGAAGACCGGCAGAGAAGAAAACCUGACUCAGAUGGAAGAACUGCUAAAGCUUUGAGGUCAUUACAAUUUGCAAACCCAGGAAAACAAACUGAAUUUGCUCCAGAAACUGGUAAAAGAGAAAAAAGAAGGCUUACCAAAAAUGCAACAGCUGGUUCAGACAGACAAGUGAUCCCGGCUAAGAGUAAGGUCUACGAUAGCCAGGGCCUCCUGAUUUUCAGCGGAAUGGACCUCUGUGACUGCCUUGAUGAAGACUGCUUGGGCUGCUUCUAUGCCUGUCCUUCCUGCGGGUCUACCAAAUGUGGUGCCGAAUGCCGCUGUGAUCGAAAGUGGCUGUAUGAGCAAAUUGAAAUCGAAGGAGGAGAAAUAAUUCAUAACAAACAUGCUGGAUAAUUUGUGGUGUCCGCUUGUGACCCUUUCUGUAUUUCUAAAGUUUUGUAAUUCUAAGAUACAUGUUAAAGUUGGUUUUGCCAAUUGACGCAUAUGUACUCAGUGCACUAACACUGCCUUUUGGGUACCUUAAGUUAUUUGAUGUAAAUUUAGAUGGACUGUUUAUUACUCAGCAGUCAGCUCUUCAAGCCUGUCUGAGUCAAUGUAAAGAAGUAGUGUAUAGGCAGUCCUCUGUUUAUACAGUUUGCAUGUCCAUAAAUUUCCAUGACACUGAUACAGUUAAAUAAACCAGUUCCUUCACAGCAA